CUUUAUAAAUUCGUCUCACAUUGAAUUCACGAGAGUAAGAAGAAGAGACAUGAAGUCGGUGGAGAAAACUCAGAAACUCCUUACGAUCAAACAAGUUGCUUUGUCUGCAAGAAAAGAAAUCAAACAAAGAAGAAGAGAGUCUGAGAAGAUUCAUAUACCUAACGAUGUCGUCGUCGAAGAAAUCAUGAUGAAGCUUCCGGUGAGAUCGCUCAUGAGAUUCCAAACUGUGUCGAAAGAGUGGAGAACUCUGAUCAGGUCAAGAGAUUUCGGGGAAAGACACAUGGCUCUUCAGAAAAGCAAAGGGUGCAAACUCCUUUUUGUCUGUGAUGAUUUUAAAGAACGUACGGAAGACACUCUCUUUUUAACAACAGUUGCCGUGGAGAAGAAGUCACCUUCUGUGGUAGAUGAACAAGCUUUGGAAUUCGAAUUUAAGGGGAUUCUAGAGAUUUCCGAGAGCUGCGAUGGCCUUGUCUGCUUCUACGACCAAACAAGAGCAGUGGAAGUUAUAAAUCCGGCCACCACAAUGUUCAUAGAACUCCCUCUAUCGAGAAUUCAACGGCUUUGUACAUACAAUCCAAGCCCGGAGGUAGAGCUGGAGCCAGUUCAAGAUCCAAAUCCUGUUCUAGAUCCAAUCAUGUCGGAUACUAAACUUGGAUUUGGAAAAGACAGCGUUAAUGGAAGGUAUAAACUAGUCUGGAUGUAUCAUACUUCUCCUACUACUCCUCCUACGUGCGAGGUUUUGGAUUUAGAGGAAAAAAAAUGGAGGUUCGUGAACACUACUACACUUGAUCAUCAUAAUAUCUUGUUCAAUCAGAGGCCAGUGUUUGCAAACGGAUCACUCUAUUGGCUCACGGGAGAUAAAGAUGGAUAUCCAACAAAAAAUACCAAACUCAUAGUUUUUGAUAUGCACACGGAGAUAUUUCAAGUCAUUCCAACCCCACCGUGUAUUACCCGUGAUGCCCGUGGUGACAAGAUUGGUUUAUGCAAUCUUGAUGGUCGUCUCUGCAUUUCUGAGUUGAAGGGAGAUUGCAAACAAGAGUUUUGGUGGAGAGUUGAAGACAACAAAUGGGAGAGGAUCUUCUCAGUUGAUUUGCAUUCUACUUCCACUUGGUUUGCUGGUGUCACCUCGCAGUCUCUCAUACCUUUAACCAUUUCUAGGGACACCAAUAAAGUCAUCCUUUCACUUCGCUAUCAAGAUAAUCUUGUUGCCCUCGAUCUUGAUCCUAACUCUUCAGUUUGUCAUUUGUAUUUUUCUGGUUACUACGGCUUAGUAUGUCCUUAUUUUCCAACUUUCACUUAA
Camelina sativa (false flax) is the source of this 1300-nucleotide messenger RNA. RefSeq names its product putative F-box protein At2g02030. NCBI's taxonomy places the organism in Eukaryota, Viridiplantae, Streptophyta, Magnoliopsida, Brassicales, Brassicaceae. Gene Ontology annotation, molecular function: protein binding. The record is from RefSeq and is a predicted model, not a curated record.